This is a messenger RNA of Chrysoperla carnea, 3574 nucleotides long. It is a transcript of the gene Mtr4, whose product is annotated as exosome RNA helicase MTR4. Gene Ontology annotation, molecular function: RNA binding; ATP binding; RNA helicase activity. Bases 61 to 3348 code for a protein of 1095 amino acids. Gene Ontology annotation, biological process: maturation of 5.8S rRNA; RNA catabolic process. The transcript has 8 exons. The record is from RefSeq and is a predicted model, not a curated record. Gene Ontology annotation, cellular component: nucleus. NCBI's taxonomy places the organism in Eukaryota, Metazoa, Arthropoda, Insecta, Neuroptera, Chrysopidae.
UUGAAAAAUACACAUGUUAUGCAUGUUUAAUGUUAGGUUAGAAAUUUGAUUGUGUUCAGGAUGUCGGAUCAACCAAGUACAUCAAAAUUUGAUUGUUUUGAUGCUGAAGAAGAAUCCGAGGAAGGUGAAAUUAAUGACGAUGACGAUGAUGAAGAAAUACAGGCAUCUGAAUCAAGAACCGCUCCAGAAGAUGUCGUAGAACCACCACCAAAGGUUGCAAAACUAUCUACAAAUGACAACGGUGAUGAUACACAUCGUCAUCGGCACCAUAAACAUCAUAAACAUCAUGAUCGUGAUCGCGGCAAGAAACGUAAACAUUCCUCUGAACCGGAUAAUGAUGAACCAAAUGACGCUUUAGAAAAGUUAUCAUUGGAUAAUGAACCGAAAAUUGAUGAAGAAUCUGAUGAUGAAAUUGGAAAUUUUACUCAUAAAGAUGUUAUUAAAGAAAUUACAAUGGAAGCGAUGAACAAUCGUGUGACAAUCACAGUAGUUGAAUCAGUUGAAUCGUGUACGCAUGAAGUAGCAAAUCCACCUUCUCACCCCUAUGUACCUUUAGUGACCCCAACAUUUCCCAAAGCAAAAACAUAUCCAUUUGUGUUAGAUCCUUUCCAAAACGAGGCAAUUCUGUGUAUCGACAACAAUCAAUCAGUUUUAGUGUCAGCGCACACCAGUGCUGGUAAAACAGUUGUAGCCGAAUACGCUGUCGCUAGUGCAUUACGUGAUAAACAGCGUGUCAUAUAUACCACACCAAUAAAAGCGUUAAGUAACCAAAAAUACCGUGAAUUCAAUGAAGAAUUCCAAGAUGUCGGUUUAAUCACCGGGGAUGUAACAAUUAAUCAAAAUGCAUCAUGUUUGAUUAUGACAACGGAAAUUUUACGUAACAUGUUAUAUCGUGGAUCGGAAAUAACACGUGAAGUUGCAUGGGUCAUAUUCGAUGAAAUUCAUUAUAUGCGUGAUAAAGAACGUGGCGUUGUUUGGGAAGAAACAAUUAUUUUGUUACCACGCAACGUGCAUUUUGUUUUUUUAUCCGCUACGAUUCCAAACGCUAGACAAUUCUGUGAAUGGGUGUGUUCGUUACAUGAACAACCCUGUCAUGUAGUCUACACGGAUUAUCGACCGACUCCGUUGCAACAUUUCAUAUUUCCUGCUGGUGGGGAUGGUAUUCAUUUGGUUGUUGAUGAAAAGGGAAGAUUUCGUGAUGAUAAUUUUAAUGCGGCUAUGGCUGUGUUACAGAAUGCUGGGGAUAAUGCUAAAGGUGAUUCGCAACGUGGGCGUAAAGGUGGAAUGAAGAAUGCGAAUAGCAAUGUGUAUCAAGUCGUUAAAAUGAUUAUGGAACGAAAUUUUCAGCCAGUUAUUGUGUUUAGUUUUAGUAAAAAAGAUUGUGAGCUGUAUGCAAUGCAACUUGCCAAAUUGGAUUUCAACACAACUGAAGAAAAGAAAUUAGUUGACGAAGUAUUUGCGAAUGCAAUUGAAGUACUGAAACCAGAAGAUAAAAAAAUACCACAAGUUGAGAAUGUUUUACCAUUUUUACGACGUGGAAUUGGUAUACAUCAUGGAGGUUUACUUCCAAUUUUAAAAGAAACAAUUGAAAUAAUGUUCAGUGAAGGCUUAAUAAAAGCUUUAUUCGCUACGGAAACAUUUGCAAUGGGACUUAAUAUGCCAGCUCGAACGGUUGUUUUUACGGGUAUGCGUAAAUUUGAUGGGAAAGCAUAUCGUUGGUUAUCUUCAGGAGAGUAUAUUCAAAUGUCAGGACGUGCUGGACGUCGAGGUCUUGACGACAAAGGUAUCAUUAUUUUAAUGAUUGACGAGCAAGUUACACCGACAGUUGGAAAAAAUAUUGUGAAAGGUCAACCGGAUCCAAUUAACUCAGCAUUUCAGUUAACUUAUAACAUGGUUUUAAAUUUAUUACGUGUUGAGGAAAUUAAUCCUGAAUAUAUGAUGGAACGAUCAUUUUUCCAAUUUCAAAAUCAAUCCAAUAUGCCAGAUCUUUUCGAUAAAUAUGAAGCAAUUAAGAAGAAAUGUGACUCAAUAAAAGUUCCUCGAUAUGAAGAAAUGAAAGUCUAUCAUGAAUUACGGAAAAGUAUUGACAAAAUAAAAACCAAAUGUCGAAAAUUUAUAUUUAGUCCAAUGAAUCUUCUUCCAUUUUUGAAAAGCGGUCGUAUGAUUAAGGCAAAACAUGAUGGUCAUGAAUUUGAUUGGGGUAUUGUUGUAAAUUUCAAUAAAACAACAGAACCGGCAAGGCGUGGACCACCCGGCCAAGAUAAACGACAGAAGUCUGAUAAAACACAAAACAUAAAUCUAACAGUUGAUAUAUUAUUGCAUUUAGAAGAGUCUGAUAAAAUAAUUGACGGUAAAUAUGUACAUUUACCGUGUCCACCGGGGAAAACUGGCAUCAUGGAAGUGUUACCAGUACCAGCGAAAAAUUUAUUAGAAAUAUCAUCAGUACGUGUACAUAUACCAGACGAUUUACGGCCAUUGGACGCUAGACUUGGUGUUAUUAAAUUAUUGGAACAAGUUAAACAACGAUUUAAAGAUGGCAUACCCUUGUUAGAUCCAAUUCAAGAUAUGAAAAUUAUGGAUUUAAAAUUUUUAAAAUUAAAUGAUGAACUUAAUAAAUUUCAAGAAAGAUUAGACUUUUUACCAAUAUCCAAGGAACCUAACAUCAAAGAAAUGUAUACAAUCAUGCAAAACAAAAUAGAAACCAGAAAAGCAAUGCGUGUAGCUCGCGAAGAACUCUCAUGUGCCAGUUCAAUAUUACAAAUGGAAGAGUUAAAAAAUCGUAAAAAGGUUUUACGACGCCUAGGAUUUUGUGACGAGAACGAUGUAAUUCAGCUGAAAGGGCGAGUUGCAUGCGAAUUAAGCGGUGCUGAUGAGCUACUGCUUACCGAAAUGAUAUUCAAUGGUACCUUCGAUAACAUAUCAGCAGCGUUAGCGGCCUCUUUACUCAGUUGUUUUGUAUGCGAUGAAAAGAGUAAAGAAAAAUCAACUCGUGCGGAUGAAUUAGCUGAAGCAUUACGUAACAUGCAACAUAUUGCACGGAAAAUCGCACGGAUAUCACGUGAAUGUUCAAUUGAUCUCGACGAAGAUAAAUAUGUGGAAAAAUUUAAGCCAUCAUUAAUGGAUGUGGUGUUUGCGUGGUGUAAUGGAUGCCAAUUUUUGGAUAUUUGUAAAAUGACUGAUAUUUUUGAGGGCUCCAUAAUUAGGUGUAUACGUCGUUUAGAGGAAUUAUUACGUCAAUUAUGUCAAGCGGCUAAAGGUAUAGGGAAUGUUGAAUUAGAGGCGAAAUUCUCGGAGGCUAUUAGAUUAAUUAAACGUGAUAUUGUUUUUGCCGCUAGUUUAUAUUUAUAAAUCAUUUUUUGUAUGGGUAAUGAUUUUUUAGCUUCUUGUGAAUAACUUCUUAAUCAUAAUUUUCCGAGAACUAGAUCAAAUUGAUCCCAAAAUGAGAAGCAAAAAAAUAUGGCCGCAUUGUGAAUUCAAUUUUUAUUUAAAUGUUAAUAAUUAAUUAUACAGGGUGCUUUAUUUUACUUGACAUAGGCUCAAAAAAUAAAUAAACUGACUCUGCUUCAUAACUGGA